AUGGUUAACACAGAUUGUAGAAAUAUCUCUCACUUCGCCCAAAAUGAAGAAAGAAACACUGAAAAUGUUGUAGCAGCCGAAGAUUCUAGUACAUCGGGAAAGGGCACCUGGCCAAGCCAGAAAAUUAACAAUAGUAGUAAGUUCCCAUUCUAUCUCCAACUUUCCAUGUUUGGUAUUUUAGUUUUGGUGUUACAAUGUUUCAAUGAGAAUACCUUCGGAAAUACUUUUGAGUGUGAAAACAUACUACAAGAAGCAGCCUUGGACUUGGGGGGUAAUCGAAUUUUGGGAGAAUCCUCAAAGGAAGCAAUCACUCCGAAAGAAGUAAAAACAGGAAGCUCUUCCACAAAAAGUGAAGAAGCAAGUAGCAGCUCUGCACAUGUUGAAGAGGUGGAAGACGAAGAUGAUGACAAAGAAAUGUACAGAAAAAUGGCAGAAGAAUCUUAUAAGCAAAAGGUCGAAGAACGGUAUAGAACAAUGUCAGACGAUAUACCUGCACGCGUCCCCGGACCGAGACAAAAUCAGAAUUAUCAAGGUCUACCAAAAUUGUCUGAACAGGAACUUAUACAAUUAUUAAAAAUGUUACCACCACCAGAGGCUAUGCAAAGGAGACCUGGAAUUGUGCCAGGUUCAAAUGCAGAUAGAAGAUUACCAUUUAACAGCCCAGAGCAAAUGUUACAAUUUCUAAAAUCUAUGAAUGAAAGACAAAACAUGAUGGCUGGUAACAACGCCCCUUGUAAUUGUAGUGAAUGUAUAGAAGAAGAUGAAGAAGAUGAAGAAGGCCCUAAAUUCAUUAUAAAAAGUAUAAUUCGUGAUAUAAGUAAUGUAGCUCCAUAUGUUUUUCCUGCCAUCCCCCCACUACUGAUGAUGUUCAUUGGAACCCAAAAAACCUACUUAUUGUUAUAUACCCUAUCUUUAAUACAAGAUGCUUACAAUUUUUUAGAAAGAAUAAAAAAGUAA
Molecule: messenger RNA, 957 nt
Organism: Plasmodium inui San Antonio 1
Lineage: Eukaryota; Apicomplexa; Aconoidasida; Haemosporida; Plasmodiidae
Exons: 2
Coding region: 1-957 (318 amino acids)
Source: RefSeq, a predicted model, not a curated record